Oncorhynchus mykiss (rainbow trout) is the source of this 2259-nucleotide messenger RNA. RefSeq names its product H3 histone, family 3C (gene h3f3c). Gene Ontology annotation, cellular component: nucleosome. Lineage: Eukaryota; Metazoa; Chordata; Actinopteri; Salmoniformes; Salmonidae. The record is from RefSeq and is a predicted model, not a curated record. Gene Ontology annotation, molecular function: DNA binding; protein heterodimerization activity; structural constituent of chromatin.
AAGCAGUUGCAUUAUGGGAGAACAAUGAUUGACACGGCAGCCAUUUUCCUACGGGGCGCCCUGUUCCCAUUGUGUGAGAGAUAGUAAAUACUGACACUGCUAGAAAACCAUAACAUUUAUUUCCUUGCGAAAAAACGUUUAUAUUCACGUCAGGUGAUAACUAACUCAUCAUGGCUCGUACCAAGCAGACUGCCCGUAAAUCCACUGGAGGAAAGGCUCCACGUAAGCAGCUGGCCACCAAGGCUGCCCGCAAGAGUGCACCGUCUACCGGUGGGGUCAAGAAGCCCCAUCGUUACAGGCCCGGCACCGUGGCCCUACGUGAGAUCCGUCGGUACCAGAAGUCCACUGAGCUGCUGAUCCGCAAGCUGCCCUUCCAGCGCCUGGUGAGGGAGAUCGCUCAGGACUUCAAAACCGACCUGCGCUUCCAGAGUGCAGCGAUCGGAGCCCUGCAGGAGGCCAGCGAGGCAUACCUGGUGGGUCUGUUUGAGGACACCAACCUGUGUGCCAUCCAUGCCAAGCGUGUCACCAUCAUGCCCAAAGACAUCCAGCUGGCACGUCGCAUCCGUGGGGAGCGUGCUUAGCCUGCCCGCCCUCCUUUCCUUUUUCUCUUUAAUGUUUCACCUCUAUUCUCUUUGUUUCUUUAUCUCUCACCGUCCUAACUCCCUCAUUUCGCCCUGCCCUUCCAUCUCACCCACCAGCCCCCUCUGCCUGUUUUCUUCUUGGUAGUCUUUAGAGUAACCGUGAUUAUGAUGAGAGAAACGUGUUGAAAAGUCUCGUCUCUCAUAGUUUUUGUCUUCAGCAGAUGUUUUAGGGUACCUUUUUCGUGCAUGUAGUAGGUGUCGCUGAUCAGACACACACACACAGGUUUGUGCGUCCUCAGCUCUCAUAAAAUAAAACUCACUCACAUGCAGGUGGGCAGACCAGAAGGGUGUCGCCCGGGGGCUAGUCUGCUUAAGGGGAGUGGCAACUUCCACAGCAGGGUGCUACUAAAACUAACCCCAGGGCUGUUGGUGUGUGUGUGAGCUCUGAUCAGCUAAGCAAAUUGUAUUCAACAGCAAACAAGUAUCAUCUUGGUUACUUAAAAAUAAUUGAUGAUUACUAUCAUUGUGGAUAUUGUGUCUAUUUUUUUUAAUAUAUAUAUAUAAUUCAUACAUAUACACCUUUUCUUUUGACUACUGCCAGAGACAUCAAAAUAAUAAUAAGAAAAAAUGAAGUGAUUGAAGUUUGGCAAACUUCUGUUUUUACAGAAUUAUUUUUAAACCAAUCAGAAAGAGCUCGGUUUCAUAAGAGCUACUGUUCCAAUGGCAGCCACAUGGGGGUGCUAUAUACCAGCCCCCCUCCUAUUUAGCUUUUUCUCACUUUUAAUCUGUCAUUAUCCAUGAUACUAUUCUCAAUCUCUUUACCCUAUCACCUCUUAAGGUUAGUUGUGUUCGGCAUUAGAGUUGUUACACCAGUAUGAGUUGACUUUGUAGUAGCGAGAGUUACUCUUCAAGUUUGGGUUAUUUUCUGACUUUCUCUCACUUCCUUUGUAUACUGAACAAAAAUAUAAACUUAUCAUGCAAAAAUUUAAAAGAUUUUACAGUGUUACAGCUCAUACAAGGAAAUCAGUCAAUUGAAAUCAGUUCAUUAGGCCCUAAUCUAUGGAUUUCACUUGACUGGGGGGGCGCAGCCCUGAGGGCAUAGAUCCACUUGGGAGCCAGGCCCACCCACUGGAGAGCCAGGCCCAGCUAUUCAGAAUGAGUUUUUCCCCACAAAAGGGCUUUAUUACAGACAUAAAUACUGUUUCAUCAGCUGUCCGGGUGCUGCUCUCGGCAAUCCCACAGGUGAAGAAGUUGAAUGUGGAGGUCCUGUGCUGGCGUGGUUACACAAGGUCUGUGGCUGUGAGGACAUUUGGACGUACUGCCAAAUUCUCUAAAACAACAUUGGAUGUGGCAAAAGAGAAAUGCUCACUAACAGGGAUGUAAACAAAUUUGUGCACACAAUUUGAGAGAAGUUUUUUGUGCAUAUGAACAUUUCUGGGAUCUUUUAUUUCAGCUCAUGAAACAUGGGACCAACACUACAUGUUGCCUUUAUAUUUUUGUUCAUUAUAGAUCUGACCAUUCAAUCGGUCAGUUUCCUCAAUUUGUGAUAAGCAAUAUAACAUGUUUGUUUUCUUAUAUUUGUUCUUAUUCCUCAAGAUUUUCAGAUGUUUAAGCUGAUCUUUGUAUUUUCCAAAUUUCUCAUAUUAUGGUGGUAAUAAAUAGAUGUUACACAAAAUAA